Molecule: messenger RNA, 1152 nt
Organism: Gossypium raimondii (Peruvian cotton)
Lineage: Eukaryota; Viridiplantae; Streptophyta; Magnoliopsida; Malvales; Malvaceae
Product: RING-H2 finger protein ATL2
Exons: 4
Coding region: 220-669 (149 amino acids)
Source: RefSeq, a predicted model, not a curated record
AUUUUGUCCUUUUCUUUCGAAUCCUAUCCCCCACCAUCCCAAACCGAUAAUAUACCGUCAUGUGGUAGCCUUCUUUUCUUUUCUCUUCAGAAAAAAACCCGCCCUUUUUUUCCCAGUUUUGCCUCCAUGCUUUUUCUCCGGAAAUUCUGAUCCAGGUCUUUCUUAACCUUUUUUUUUCUCGGGAAAAUCGAAAAGAAGGAAAAUUUCAAGAGAAAAAAGAUGUUUGGUUCAGGCAUGAAUUUGAUCACAACAGUGAUCGGUUUUGGAAUGAGUGCCACUUUUAUUGUGUUUGUUUGUACGAAAAUGAUCUGUCGGAGAAUUAGAGGGUCCCAAACCCGACUCUUGUUUCAGACCGAAUCCAGGAUUGAUCUCGAACAGGCAGAGGCAGAAAUUAGAGGGGUUGAACCAGUAGUGGUAGCUGCAAUACCCACCAUCAAGUUCAAUCGUGAAGCCUUCAAGUCCAUGGAAGAUGCACAAUGCUCGAUAUGCUUAGGCGAGUACGUAGAGAAAGAAGUGCUAAGAAUCAUGCCCAAGUGUGCCCAUAAUUUUCACCUUUCUUGCAUCGACGUUUGGCUCAGAAAGCACUCCACUUGCCCGGUUUGCCGUACGCCGUUACUCGACUCGUUGGAAUUCGACACAGGCCAAUCAGACACGUUGUGGGCACCUUAGACGAGAAUCGAUGAGCAAUCGAAGAACGACCAAAACAGGCCCAAUGUCGGGACGAGGAGUGUCGACUCGUCGAGACGAUGUCGUGACGAGGCGAAUGGGACGUUGCAUUAUCACGACGUGUUCUCUUAUUUGGUAGCCGUGUUCUAGACUUCAAGCAGGACUUAUUCUCCCAAUUAGACUCUGAUUAUUCUAUGGAUAUUUUAGUAUAAUUAGAACUCUAAUUUUAGCCUAUUUAAAGGGGCCAUUGUAUCCCUAUUUAGUGAGAAUUUCGUGAUAAUUAUAGAGAGUAUUUUAUACUUACCCUUUUUGUGAGUGCCUUAUGAGAUUUAGGGUUUUGUUUAUCUAUUUGUUCUUUGAGAUUUUGAGUUUUAUAUUUGGGGUUUUCGGUAAUGUACAGGUUGUAUAUUUAGGUUUAUUUUCUCAAUAUUGUACUCUCGUUUGUUUACUCAUUUAGUGAAAAGUCGAUACCUCAUUUGCCUGUGA